Molecule: messenger RNA, 1371 nt
Organism: Dictyostelium discoideum AX4
Lineage: Eukaryota; Evosea; Eumycetozoa; Dictyosteliales; Dictyosteliaceae
Exons: 2
Coding region: 1-1371 (456 amino acids)
Biological process (GO): positive regulation of translation; response to stress
Cellular component (GO): protein-containing complex; centrosome
Molecular function (GO): ATP binding; protein kinase activity; kinase activity
Source: RefSeq, a predicted model, not a curated record
AUGACAACAACAAUUUCAAGUAAUUUACCAAGUCAAUUAGAAAUUUCACCAACCAAAUUAUUAAUUACUAAACAACCAAUUAAAUUAAGAGAAUCCACAGAAUCACCAUUUAAAUCAAUGAUGGAUACUUUUAAGAAUACAAUAAUUUCAACAUCACCAACAGAAUGUGAAGAAUCAUCAUCAUCGACUAUUACAACACCAAGUGAAGAAUCCUUAUCAUCAGGUGAAGAGUCAUCAUCAAUUUCAGAUAGUGAAUCAAAAAUAAUAACAAUAGCAACUUUAUUGAAACCAUCAAAUAGUGUACAAGAUUUUACACCAUUAUGUAACGGUGCACAAGAGACUGAAAUCGUUAAAAUUUCAAACUCAAUCAAUUUAUCGAAUUUCAUAAUUAAACAUUUAGUUGGUAAAGGUGGAUUUGGUAAAGUUUUUCAAGUGGUUCAUGUCGAUACUCAAAAGGUGUAUGCACUAAAAGUCAUUAAAAAGAAUCAUAUCAUCGCCAAGAAAAGUGUAGUAAAUACAUUAGCUGAAAAAGAUAUUCUAAAGAAGAUUUCACAUCCAUUCAUUGUCAAUCUUCAUUAUGCAUUCCAAAAUGAAAAGAAACUUUAUUUAGUAAUGGAUUUCGUUAAUGGCGGUCAAUUAUUUUAUCAUCUUCAAAAAGAAGCAAUCUUCUCCGAAGAUCAAGUUAGAUUCUACAUGGCUGAAUUAAUUUUAGCAUUGGAACAUCUUCAUGACUCAAAUAUAGUUCAUCGUGAUUUAAAACCUGAAAAUAUCCUAUUAGAUUCUCAAGGUCAUUGCAUUCUAACUGAUUUCGGUCUUGCAAAAUUAGAAGUUAAAACAAAUAAUGAAACAUUUAGUUUUGCUGGUACUUUAGAAUAUAUGGCACCAGAAAUGAUUCAACAUGCAACAUGUGGUAAAGCAGUUGAUUGGUGGAGUAUUGGUAUUUUAAUGUAUGAUAUGAUGAUUGGUAAACCACCAUUUGAACAUAAGAAUCGUGCAUUAAUGCAAGAGAAAAUCAUUAGUGAGAAAGCAAAAUUUCCAAAAUUCGUUUCAUCAUCUGCUCGUUCAUUAAUUAAUGGUUUACUCACUAAAGAUCCAACUAAAAGAUUAGGUGCAAAUGGUGCAAUUGAAAUUAAAAGACAUCCAUUCUUUAAAUCAAUUCAAUGGAGAAAGAUUGAAAAUAAAGAAAUUACACCACCAUUCGUCCCAUCAACUAAAGGUAUCGAUGAUAUUAGUAAUUUCGAUCACGCAUCUUUAAAAGCUCAUCAAAGAGAUUCUUUUUCAACUUCCCCAACUUUAUCAUCUUCUCAACAAGCUUAUUUUGAUGGUUUUAGUUUUGUAAGAACUCCAGUUUUAUUAGAAUCUCAAAAAUAA